AAUUAAAUGAUGGCUGCAAGAGGAGACAGAGGAGUAUCAAGAGUACUUGAUAAGUUAGAAGCAUCUGUAAACUCUGGUCAUUACUAUGAGGCGCAUCAAAUGUAUAGAACUCUUUAUUUCAGAUAUCUAAGUCAAAAAAAGUAUGAAGACCUAUUAAAUCUAUUGAACAAAGGUUCGACGUUGUUGCUACAACGUGAUCAGCAAGAGAGUGGAGCAGACUUGGCAAUAUUACUCAUAGAUGUGUUGAAUAAAUCAGAAACGAAACCAUGCCACGAAUGGAUUGAGAAACUAGCUAAAUUAUUUGAAUUAAUGAGUGCUAGUAUGCCCGAGAGGGAGUCUUUUCUAACCAAUGCUGUCAAAUGGUCUAUGGAUAAUAACAAAAAAGGUCAUCCACUACUUCACCAGAGAAUCGCUGAAGUGUAUUGGAAGGAAAAAAAAUAUGCAGCUGCUCAUAGACAUUUCUUGCACUCAUGUGAUGGAGCUGCCUAUGCCAGUAUGCUAGUUGAGCUUCACACAACAAAAGGAUUAAAAUCUGAAAUAGAUUUGUUUAUAGCACAGCCAGUAUUGCAAAUUCUUUGUCUGCGCAACAUACAAAUGGCUACAGACACAUUUAACAAAUACACAGGCCUACACCCUACGAUAAACAAUAACAAAGGGCCUCCUUACAUAUUUCCAUUACUUAAUUUUUUGUGGUUUCUAUUACGUGCUAUUGAACAGAAACAUUCUAAUCAGUUUAAAAUUUUAAGAAAUUGGUAUGCAAUAAGUAUUAAAAGGGAUCCCAACUAUUCAGUGUAUUUAGACAACAUUGGACGCAUUUGGUUUGGUAUAGAAAUACCACCAGACAACAAACACGGUGGUUCACUAUUUGGAGGGCUUUUGAAGUCAAUAAUAGGUGAAGCUGAUAGUUCUGAUGAUGAUGGAGACUAUGUAUCAAGAAAUACUGCUGCCCCUGAAUUGGAUUAAAUCCACAAAAAAAAAUCAGUUAAACAUUUAAUUUUAUGAUUUUAUUGUGAGUUUAAUGUCUGAGG
Molecule: messenger RNA, 1028 nt
Organism: Spodoptera exigua (beet armyworm)
Lineage: Eukaryota; Metazoa; Arthropoda; Insecta; Lepidoptera; Noctuidae
Source: the annotation of a GenBank genome assembly